Capsicum annuum is the source of this 3702-nucleotide messenger RNA. RefSeq names its product nicotianamine aminotransferase 1. The record is from RefSeq and is a predicted model, not a curated record. Lineage: Eukaryota; Viridiplantae; Streptophyta; Magnoliopsida; Solanales; Solanaceae.
GAAGAUGAAGAUAAUAAUGAAAUAGAAGAUGAUGAUAAUGAAACAGAAGAUGAUGAAUAAAACAGCAACAACAAUGAACAACAAUAAUCAUGAAGAGAGAGAAAACAACAACAGAUGAGAAGAGUGAGAAACACGCUUUCCCCCCUUUCCUGUUAUAUUAAUUAACAUUUGAAUCAAAGUGUAAAUUAAAAAACUUAUGAGUUAUUUUUAAACUUUUCCAACUUUCUUAAUUCAUAAUAAAAGUAAUUGUCACCUCUAUUUAAGACUUACAUCACCUACACCUAAUUUUAAAACUCUUUUAAACAUCCAGGGGAAAAUAGUCCUUUUGCUCAGUGGUAAACGAGUUAUAGAAUAACCCACUGUUUCAUCAACUCACCUGCAUCUUCACUUUUCACAUAUACUCCUCCUCUCUAGAUAUUCAAGAAUGCUUGAUGUAGCAAUUUCAGUUUCUACACUUUAUCUAAGAUGCCUCAGGUGAAGGAAAUCAUUGUCAUAUGUGAUCCUUUUUAUCAAGACAUUUUUGAAGAUGCCAAAGAACAUAUCCAAGUUGACUUAAAAUUUGCAUUGCCUGGGAAGGAAAGACAAGAUUCUGUAUACAGCAGACUUCAGGUAGUAGGGUAUUAUCAAGGUCCACCAGUGAUGCCUCUUCUUCAAUACUACACAGCACCUCCCCCUAGAAGGAAUUAUGGGUAUCUUGAGGGUUGUCUAGAUGCUCUAUUUUGUUGUUGGCUCAUCGAUGAGUGUUGCUGCGACUCUUCCAUCAUCUUCAUCUGCUAAUCCGAAAGAAGCUUCUAUUUAUAGGCGUUGGAGGCCCUUAACCCUUUCUUAUUGUUAGUAAUAUAGGUUAAUCUCUAUUCAUACUCUACCUGUCCUGCUACUUUCUUCAAAGUAAUCUUCUGCAUUUCUCUUAAGAGAUCUAUAUAUAUCAUUUAUGAAAUUACAAAUGCUUGAUCUCUUUGAUUAUAAUUUUUUUACUCUCUUUCAACUUAUAUCUGAUAUCGAAUAUUAAUCUUUAAUUUGCCCCCUCAUUUCAAUGAAGUCCAUUCCAAAGUUCCAAAUCUACACCAUCCUCCGGAGUUUCCUUAUGAGAACACAUUAUAAGGUGUUGAAAGAAACCCUUGAGAAAAAUGUACCCUCUUUGAAUUUGAUAUGGAACAUAUUAAGAUGUCAAUCAAAAGUGUUUCUACAACCACCCCAUAAAAGAAAACUUCAUUUAAAGAGGUUCAGAAAGAUUGAAGGUACACUUUAAUAGUUUCAACUUCAUCUUGUAUUGUUUAAAUACCACACAUCUUCAUCUCUUCACCUACUACUAACAAAACACCCUCAAUUCUCAAGGUGUAAAGAAAAAGAGGGUUGAUAUUGGUUUUGGUUAAAAUUUCUGGAGGGAAGAAAGCAAUUUUCCUUUUUAAGAGAAACAGAUAAGGGGGAAUUUGCUUGCGAACAUAACAUAAUUGCAGUAACACAAGGGCCCUCGGGGUCUCCAUCAUGUAUGAAUUUCGAAUAGGAUGUCCUGCACGAGGUAAACUUUCUUGCUAAUUUAUUUGUAUCAUAAACCUGGAUUGAUAAUUAUAUAUAUAUAUAUAUACUUCCUCUGUUCGCUUUUACUUGCCAUUAAUUUCCUAAUUGUAUUUAUACUUUUACUUGUUAUUUUUGACAUAUUAAGAAAAGACAACUUAUUUUCUCCUAUUUUACCCUUAUUAAUUGUCUUUUUCUUCAAAUUAAUUUCAAGACACAAUGUAAACAUCGUUUAACUAUUUGUGAUGUUUAAACUUACGAGCAACUUGUGCAUCCAACCAAUGAAAGUUAAGAGUACUACAAAAAGAGAAUGUUAACAGGGAACUAGUUUGCCAAGUCCAUUCAUAGAAUUAAUUUUGAGCCAAUAGGAUUGUACAGGAAGAAGACAAGUCUUAUUGAGUUAUAUUUUGCAUAAAUGCUAGUAGUAGUACUAAUGACGGGUGAAUGCUGCAUCCUCCUAGAAGUGUGGGUCAAAAAGAUCAAAGAUUAUAGAAAUUUGCUCACCAAUUGUCUUUUCCUAUCCGUUUAUGAGAUUUUAGUUCAAUGUUUUUCUCCAUUCCUUCUUACGCAGAUUUUUUUAAUUGAUAAUUGGUGUUUACUUGGUUUUUGAAGGUAUGUCAAAAUGCCUCCCUAUUAUAUGGUUUUUGGGAUAUCAAAGGUUGGUUACUAAGCUAGGUAUUGUAUCUCCAACACAUUUAAGAUGAUAAAUGAAGCAGGCUUUGAAUAUUGAACCUCCCAAAUACAAUUAUAUGACACUAUUCAUUGUGGAGAAAAAUCCUUGUGCCAAUUUCUACACAGAACAACACUUGAAAAAGGUAAGUGCUCCUCCACUUCUUUGCUGUAAUAUAUCGAUAUCCUAAGUCAUUAUGAAUAUAAAUAGGUGAUUUAAUUUCUGUAAGGUGACAGAAAUGGCACGAAAUCGAAUUUUAGUUAUUUCUGAUGAAGUUUAUGCUCAUCUCACUUUUGGAAGUAAAUCCUUUGUGCCUAUGGGAAUCUUUGGAUCAGUUGCCCCUAUUGUUACACUCGGAUCCAUAUCAAAGAGACUUUCACUUAUAAAGCCAAAUUUAGGUGUUGAAGAGCAUUUCAGCCCCGUGAACUGCUGCUUAUCCAUUAAGCUCUUUUCUUUGAUCUACUCAUCUCUUGAUUUCGAGACCAGUUUCCGACAAUUUUUCCGUGACACAUUGACUUUCCGGCCAUAUUAUUUUCUAACAAAAAUGGUUGUAUGUUGUAAUCUUGUGUUUUCUUGUUUUCAGGUCAUAGAUUCCAUCCUCGGGUAUCUUAAUAUAACUUGUGACCCUGCAACCUUUUUUCAGGGGGCAAUUCCUCAGAUCCUUCAAAAAACAAAAGAUGAUUUCUUCUCUAAAAUAGUAAAUAUGUUAAGAGAAGAUGCAGAUAUUUGUUAUGGUAGAAUCAAGGAUAUUCCUUGCAUCACUUCACCAAGUAAACCUGAAGGAUCUAUGUUUGUGAUGGUCAAGCUUCAUUUGAACCUUCUCGAAGACAUCGAAGAUGACUUGGAAUUUUAUUUCAAGCUGGCUAAGGAAGAAUCUUUGAUGAUUUUACCUGGAUGUGUUGUUCGUGGACAGUAGUGACCCCUGGAAUCCCCACCUUUCGAUACUGGGGAAAGUGAAAAAAAUGCUUCAUGAGAUUCAUAGAGUUCUGAAAACUGAGGGCAUAAUUAUCUCUAUCACGUUUGGCCAGGUGUCAUUCUUUAAUCAUCCUGAGCUUACCUGGUCUGUUGAGUGGAAUGCUUUUGGAGAAACAUUUCACUAUUUUCUCUACAUCUUGAAAAAGGUUAAUCACAGGUCCAGAAAAGUUGUCUCACUCUACAUGAUGUUUGCCUAUAUUCAUUUUUCUCCAGACCCAUCAAACCUAAAGAAAAUAUGGAUUUAAAAUGGUUUCACAUCAAGUUAGAUACUGAAUGCAAGUACUGAAAUUUAACUGUUAACUUGAAGGUGUUAGAGCUAUAGCUAUUUUGUCAUCCUUUAUCUCACCAAUAAAAAAAAUUUGAUGAUUACCUCUUUAUGUAAUUUUUGUUUGCUAACCGUAACCCUCCCAAGACCCACUUGUGAAAUUUGUGGGAUUACACUAGGUAUGUCAUUGUUUACUAUCUCUGUAGCAAAAACAAUUAUAAAUUACAUGUCUUGUUUGCCUUGAAGUGUCAAGUUACUAUGUGUCCUCCCUGUGAAA